CCCGUCCGAAACAAGAAUAAAAGCAAAGAACAUUGGCCUAGUCGAAUCCCACACAGUUUCAAAAGAAGCUCAAAGCGUCAAGAUCGGGUCUAGGGUUUCCCUCUCUAGCUUCUGAAUUAACUUUAACUCUUCCAAUUUCGCAGAUUUCUUUCAUAAACCCAAUCCAAAGCAAAGCUCGCGAUUCUUUCGUCUCAUUCCGGGCGGGUAGUGACUCUUGUGUGGAAAGGGUGGUGGUGUGAAUCGUUGUUGUUGAGGGAUUGAAUUGGUGGCAGAGCUCAAAUGCCGGAGGAGGACCUGGUGGAGCUCAAGUUCCGAAUCUAUGAUGGAUCUGAUAUUGGUCCUUUCCGUUACUCACCAGCCUCGACCGUGGCAAUGGUCAAGGAGAGAAUUGUCACCGAGUGGCCAAAAGAUAAGAAAAUUGUGCCCAAGGGAGCAAAUGAUGUAAAACUGAUAAAUGCGGGGAAAGUAUUGGAAAACAGCAAGACUGUCGGCCAGUGUAGAGUACCUUUUGGAGAGCUUCCAAGAGGAGUUAUCACCAUGCAUGCUGUUGUACAACCAUGUCUAGCAAAAGCAAAAACAGAAAAGAAGGUUGAUGAGGCCCCGAGAAAAAGUAUUUGUUCAUGUUCCAUAUUGUAACUAGUACGAGAGUUCUUGUUCCAGCAUUAAGCUUGCGAGGCUGCCUUGGGGUUCUUGGGACCUCCUAGGCCAUGGAGCUGCUGGAAAGAGAGAAUAAUUUGUGAAACAUGAGUCCCAUCCCUCAUUGUUACAUGUUUAUUGGUGGGCGUACCUGUGUAACAAAGCAUGUCUGUGAUUAUGUAUUUGCAUUUUAUAAAAUGGGUGUUUGAUGUAUUUUGAUAGCUGUGGUCUUACCUAUUCUAUAAAUUAUGAAAGCCUUGAUUUGUUUCCAA
Messenger RNA from Carya illinoinensis, 908 nucleotides. RefSeq names its product membrane-anchored ubiquitin-fold protein 4. The record is from RefSeq and is a predicted model, not a curated record. The transcript has 4 exons. The coding region runs from base 280 to 636 and encodes 118 amino acids. Gene Ontology annotation, molecular function: protein binding. NCBI's taxonomy places the organism in Eukaryota, Viridiplantae, Streptophyta, Magnoliopsida, Fagales, Juglandaceae.